AUGGUUACGAUCAAUCAUACUAAUCUACAAGAACGUCUCGUAGCUUUAUGUCGUCAUCGUGGCUUUAUCUUUCCUGGAUCAGAAUUAUAUGGUGGUCUAGCCAAUAGUUUUGACUAUGGACCACUUGGUGUUCUCAUGAAAAAAAACAUCAUGGAUCGAUGGUGGUUUGAAUUUGUACAGAAACGUCCCAACUGUGUGGGUCUUGACAGCUCGGUCCUGCUCAAUUCGGCAGUCUGGACAGCAUCCGGCCAUGUUGAUAACUUUACGGAUCCCAUGGUGGUCUGUGUACAAUGUAACUCCCGCGUCCGCGUCGACAAACUGCUCGAGCUGAAGUUGCAGACACAGGACGAGAUUGACGCUGUGGUGUCAUUGUCGAUGGACGAGAUGGACGCCUUGCUCCUCCAGCACGACGUGGCAUGUCCUAACUGUAGCCAUCAACGUAGCUUUCAACCUGCCAGGAAAUUUAAUCUGCUAUUUCGCACUAAUAUGGGUGCCACCGACGAGUCGUGCGAUUGGAUCUAUCUACGACCCGAGACGGCACAGGGUGCUUACAUCAAUUUCGCUAAUGUGCAGAGCACCAUGCGCAAAAAACUGCCGUUUGGCGUCGGUCAGAUGGGCAAAAGCUUCCGCAAUGAGAUCUCGCCUGGACAUUUUUUAUUUCGUACGCGCGAGUUUGAGCAACUGGAGUUGCAGUUCUUCACGCACCCAAACGAGUCGGACAGUUGGUAUCUCUACUGGGUGAACCAGUGCUACGAAUUUCUAACCAAGUACGGCAUCAAGUCCGAGAACCUAAGGAAACACGAACAUGCAGCUGAGGAACUAGCCCACUACGCGCGCGCUACGACGGACAUUCAGUUUAACUACCCCUUUGGUUGGAGCGAGUUGUGGGGCAUUGCCAACCGUACGAGCUACGACCUGAAGAAACAUAUGGACGCGAGUGGAAAAAGCCUUACAUACCAGGAUCCCGUUGCGAAGGAAGAGUUUUUGCCGCAUGUCAUCGAGCCGGCACUUGGUGUCGGACGUGUCAUGCUUUCAAUGCUUCUGGAUGCGUACGACGAAGAAGAGGUGAGCGGCCGAAAGCGCACCUUGCUACGCCUUCACCCGGAUAUUGCUCCGUACCGUUUUGCUGUGUUGCCGCUUGUUAAAAAGGAACCUCUGUUAGAGGUGGCUCAGAAACUAUUUGAAGAUUUGUGUGAAAGUGCUAGUGUGGACUACGAUGUGGCAAGCAGCAUUGGCCGCCGUUAUCGCCGCCAAGACGAGAUCGGCACGCCAAUGUGCUUGACUGUAGACUUUGAUACGCUGGAGGAUAAGUGCGUGACUGUUCGUGAUCGCGACAGUAUGGAGCAAAAGCGUGUGCCGAUUGAGCAGAUUCUUCAAGUUUUGCGUCUUGUGUUUUCACUUCCGUUGGAACUUUUCGCGAACUGGAUGAGGACUAACGGUUGGGAAUUAAACGGCAAAUGUGAGGUUGGAAGCAUGGCUUGCAACAAUGUACAACGGGAAAAUGUCGUGUCGAGCAAAUGUUUUCGUCUUUUGUAUUUGAGGCACGAGAUUCAAACCGACAUGAAAGUUUUGAAACCUGUUGUGGAUGAAGUCAACGUACUACGCUUGUGCCAGUCGCUAGGCAUGACCCUGUCCAGCAAAACUGAUCCAGAUUCUAUGCAUAAGUUCGAGUUCGGUAUUUUUGAUGCCGAUGACUAUGAUACCGACUUUGCGCGUUUUGUUCGCGAGAAAUUACUUGCUCGGUAUCCCAGCAAGGGGCAAGAGGAUGGGCAAGACAAAGAUGUACUAGAAAUUGGUUGCUUGUUCGGCAAGCAAUUAGAGGUGAAGGCUGAGCUUACUCGAAUGGGGUUCUGGGAUAACGGAUGCGAUGAAAGUUUAUUUGAACCAGAUGCCAUUCGAGAUACUCCAACUUACGUGCUUCGGCUCUUACUUACACUGAACCCCAAUAUCACGUGCUGUUUAUCGCAGGAAGAUUUUCGAUGUGUAAAGAGUGAGGUGGAUGUUAUGUCUGCUAGUUCGUCCAUGCGAUGGAAUUCGUAUUCAGUGGCUUUUCGAGUUCAAAAUCAAGUGGAGCAGCAAGACGGUUUCACUUGUAAUGCAGUCACGAAAGUGUCGAUCCCUAAAUCUGAUCGUGUUAAGGCUGUUUGGUUUGUAGAUGGAGUCGUGCCGUCCGUAGCUGUUGAAAAUUUGAUCCCGUCAGCAACCGAGUGGAUUACAGAACAAGACGUGACGCCUUGUAGCAGCUUUGCGCAGUGGCUUUGGGAGAAACACGAAAAAUAUUUGAUUGAACUCAAACCUAGACUGCUUGAUUUGACAACCGUACGUGAUAAUACUCUCGAAAGGUUUGAUUACUUUCCAGAAGACGAGAUAAAUGCCCUACGAAAGAAUUGCAGCGACGAAUUUGAGAAAGUCAAGCAGCAAUUUUGUUACGAAACGUACGAGAGGGCGAAGAAGACUUAUGAGGACGCAGUUCAGGACGCCAACGUGUUGUUUGCUGUUCGAUGUUCAGCAAACUCAUCGCAAAUGGAUUCGGUACUAAGACAAUACACGAGCUUUCUCCAGCAAUGUAAAAACUUUGAAACAGUUGCGACACUGGAACCUCAGGUGCGCAAUAUGCUCUACUUGCCCGAUAGGAUUCAAAAGCACAUGGUGCUACUGGGUGAUGCUUACUCGCGCCAUCUACCGAAGUUUAUGGAGAUGCUAGACGCAAUUGUGGCUGGCGUCCACGUUAAUGACACUGCAAACAUAUACAGGAGUUGGUUACGGCAAGCAAUUCAAGUUACUCUCGGAUGGAUAUGGCGAAGCAGCGACCAGCCUAGUUGCGACUUUCAGCUUGCAAUGGAACAGCGCCAACUCACAUUGCUGCCUAUGUGGACAGAUGCUGUUGAGCAAAUUGUAACCAAGAUGCAAGAAGUAGAAUAUGAGCGCCAAUUGCAAGAAUUCUUGCUGAAGCGUGAUAUUGGGCUGGGCCGGAAUGAAGCAGCAGCAAAGGAACGUGCUUUUGACCGGUUUUGUGAAUAUCUGAAAAGUGGAAACGGUAGGCCAUAUAUCGAGAUCAGUAAUGUAAUGUGUACUUCAGAUGCUGCUGCCGUCAAAGUUACAUUGAACAAGGAAGUAGAGAGAGAUCCAAUGAAGAUAAUCUGCAUGUAUCAAAUUGGAAACGGCGGCGCUGGUCUAGUAUCAGAAAUGGGGACACUGGAGGUUGAGCCAGGCUUUGUGGUACGUAAGCUUGCGACGGUUAAAACUGGAAUGGUGGUUGGGAUUCUCGUUAAAGAUGACAAAACAGUAGUGCGCCGAAACUACGUGUCAACACAAACGAAUCUGUCGGCUGAAACACUAUAUGAAGAUGUGCGAACAUUCCCACGUGCAUGCUCCCUGUGCUCAAUUCGAGUGAGUGAUCGAAGGAUUGCUUUUUUGUUUGGCGUUGGCGCGGAGAGCCUUGGUUGUGUUGCGUUUUGUAGAUUCAACGAGUCGUAUACUAGCGUUGAGGUAACGCAAAGGAUCGACCUGGAUGCAUUAUUCGGUCUAGCUUGUCCUCUAGCGGAUAUUCUGCUGACCGAGCGUUCACUGUGUGUUGUGGAUAAGAACGGAGAUGUUCAGUCGUUUGAUCUACGAACUCGUCAAACCUCGAAGAAAACUUCAUGUGGCAAGCACAACGGUGAAGAUGACGGCGAAUGGUUAGGCGGCUUAAUGAGCUUCGCAGAUGAACUUGUCGUAGGACGGGCUAAACUUGGUGAAAACAAGCGGCUGUGCAUACGCUCCAUGUCCAACGAGGAUCAUCGAGCACUCCCUUCUGCGGUUCUUGAAAUGGAUAUGCCAUCGACGGAACUUGUAGUAGGUAGCAUGGGUGACGUACUGUACGUGGUUGACGUUCGUGGCGGCAAUGUCUACUCGUCAGAGCUGAGUGUCACAGUUACAAGUGAAGCGUAUCGCAUUCAGCGUCUUAUUGAUGUGUCAAUGAACCCGGACACAGUGUUCUCUCUUGGCUUGGAGAUUGCUGUCAGCGGGCAUAUUAAUAAGAAUUGGUUUGCGACGAAGUAUGCAACAUCAGUGUGCGUGCAAUAUCUCAACAAUGUGAUGGUCGAUUUGCGUCGUCUCAACAAACCGCUGUGCGAAUUGGACUUGGUAAAAAAUCUUAAGUAUCGGUGUUCUGAGCUGAUUGGAAAUGAGACUAGUCUACAAAUCACGUCAGUACAGCAUUUUCUUCUGACAAUUGCGUUGUUUGUUCCUGUUCAGAUAUGUCGAGCAGAAGACAACAUGCUCAAGCUGCUGCAAAACGGCCAAAAUGUCCCAAAGAGCUUCAAGGGGUUGAGUGUAACAAGUUGUGGUGAUAAUGGUAAUAUCAGUGGAACUGACGCAUCAAAAAUUGCACAAGCCAUUCGCUUUGGGUUUCUUUCUCCACUUCUGGAGUCGUGGAAUGGUCCAUGCGUGGUCGUUACGUCGAUGGGAAAGCAAUCUACAGGAAAAAGUUAUUUUCUAAACCAUCUUGCAGGCACUUCGUUUGCAAUGUCAGGCUCACGUUGCACUAAUGGAGCUUGGAUGUCGCUUCGGUUUGUAUCUGCAAGAGUGCUGCUUGUCAUACUAGACUUUGAAGGUCUGGGGUCUUUUGAGCGUUCGGAACAGGAAGAUGUUUUCUUGUCGGUCUUAAAUGCAUCGGUUUCCAUGUUCACGGUUUUUCGGAUGGAAAGUAGGUUUGACAAAGAUAUUGAUGGAUUGUUUUCACGUUUUCAAAAGGGUGUUCAACUGAUUAAGAAUGACCCACAACUUUUUCGUGGGUUAUUGUACAUGAGCGUUAAGGAUGUGAACAUGAAUGACCAACUAGGUGUCGUUAAUGAGCUCGUGGCAAAGCUAGACGCGAUUUUUGUGGCCAAUAAGAAGCAAAACUUUCUGACCGAAAUGUAUGCAGGACAGUUGGAAAUUAACUGCACACCUCCGCUCGGUACGAUUGAUUACUAUGAAUGUAUGAAGAAUGAUGCGGCGAAAGCGCUAUGCGAUCUUUUAUUCACCUCUGAAGGUGCGGGAAGAGGUUUCUCAACAGGUAAGGCUUUCCUGGACUGCGUACGGAUCGUCUUGGCGAAAAUCUCGAUUUUGGACUGGACUGUAAUGGACAAAAGCACGCAAAGUUUGCUCGUCGCUGACACCAAGCAAAAGCUUCCUGGAAUACUUCGUACAGGAUGUCACGUUUCGCUGCCUCUGGUAGCCGACGAGACUAUACCUUUGCAUUUAAAGGAAGAUGUUUUGCAAGUGGGUUCUUUUAAGAAAAUUGUAGUUUCGUUGAAAGAAAUGUGCGAAGCAAAUCCUGGUUAUAAGACCAAGUGGGUGGCGCUCGAUGAUGCCGUACCCUUGGACAGCGUCAAAGAUGAGGACUUUGAUAUGGGGUUUGAUGUAACUUCACUUUCCACUAGCAAAUUAAACAUGGUGCAGAAUGCGAUUGGUGUGUUUUUUCACUCCUUUUUGAAUCUACGUGGCAAAGCGUAUGAUAGCUGUAAGCUUACAACGGAAGAUCAGAGUGAUUUUGACGCCUUUGAAGCCUUUGUAUUGCGCCGACGAAAGAAGAAGGUGUCUCUCUGGCUUCACAGUUCUCUCGGUGAUCAUUUGUCAGAGGUGCGAACACAGUUAGAGCAACGCUACGUAGACCUGCUCACUCUUUACAUGUCACGGUGCCAGCAGAGAUGCAAACAUUGCCAACUUGGAUGUAUGCACUCUGCGAUGCACGCGCCCGAGAUUACGCACAAUUGCUACAUGGACCACAAAUGUCGAGGCCAGUGCGAGUAUGGCGAAUGCCAAACAAACUGUGAAGCUGCGCAAGUUCCUGCGUGCUCUCAAAGUGCAGGACACGAGGGGAAGUGUGAAUGUGAGAAAGGAGAACAUACUUGUGGGAAGCCUUGUGCACUUAUUCGCGCGUCAAAUUGCGACAAGACAUGCUCCAAAUUAGAUGAUCACGUUGGUGACCAUCGUUGCUCCGUUCCGGUUCACGUCUGCGGCGUGGCGUGUUCUGCAACAACCUGUACUGCGACUUGUUUGCUAGACAUUCAACGAGAUCACUCAGUUCACAAGUGUGCUGAGGUACAAUGCUUGCAACCGUGCUUAAUGGACGGGUGCAAUAAUUUGUGUGGUGAGAAGAACCACUUUCACGGGCAGCAUGCAGUGUCACGUGCCUUUAUGGAGGAAAGUGGUAUGGCUGGCGUGAGUGAAGAUCCAGCGGAUAAUGGAGUAGUCACGCACAUGUGUAGUUGCAGUCACGCAUGCAGAGAAAUGUGUACGGUGGAUGGUAUUUGCGAGCAAAAGGUUCACCUGAAGAGAUCUACUCGCACGUACACAGGCGCGCGUGGAUCAUUCGAAUACAUUUACCAGGAGAUGAAUGGCUGCAAGAAGCGCUGUGCUCACAUGAAACCUAGCGGCGAGGUGUAUCAUAAAGGACUUGGCCAUACUUGUCUAGUCCCGACCAAUGAAGAACAUGACGUGCAGAACACUGUCCACUACUGUGACGCUCGAUGCCCUUCGUGCAACUAUUACUGUGACAAAGGCUUUGGCCACAUGGGAUUGCAUGCUACUUCUCAUGGUAAUAUGCGGAAUACGUACUUCAUGGCCAAAGUCAAUGAUAUUGAGGUCGAGAAUAGACAAUAUCGAGUUGGCGAGCGUGGCACUGCAGAGAUGUGCAACCUUUUCUGCGCUAAGGUGGGACGCGGUCAUGUUCAUUAUCUGUCCUGCGAGAGCAACAAAAACGAGAACUGUGUGUAUACAUCAGGUGCUAGCAAAGAUCGUCGACGCCACUGUGUCCAUGAGUUGUUUCCUCCGCCUGACCGAGAAAUGGAUGAGCUACUGCAUGCUCAGUUCUGGACAGCCAUCGGGUGGGAAGAUCCUUGCAAUGAAGAGGAGCGCGCUGUCUUUGCAAAGUGUGCGUUCCAGUGCAAUGCACCAGAACAUGAAGGUGUCGACAGAGAACCUUCUUACUGCGUCCUGGAUGCUUGGCAUGAUUUCGAAGCUAAGGAAGCUCACGAUGAUGAUUUUGCCUAUGUCGACGGGCACAAGUUUGGUUGUGUGCACAGUAUCGAUACGGAUAAAUUCCACAGUAUUUUCGUUCUGGACAGCUCUGGAUCAAUGGAUGGUCAACCUUGGCAGGACCUGCUGUGUGCGUGCAAAGAGUUUGGCAUUAGUCGUCUAAGUGAUGGAGGGAAGGACGAUGUAGUUUCCUACAUUACAUUUGAUAAUGAGAGUCAAAUUGUUUGCGAAGGUGAGCUCUUACCCGAAGCGUUGAAGAUAGUAGUGCCGUUCACUGGAGGACAAACUUACUUUCGCAAAGGGUUGCGUGCUGCUAAUGAAGUUUUGUCACGCAACAAUUUUGACGAGUUCAAAACCGCGUUGAUCUUCUUUUCGGACGGCUAUCCAAACGAUAUAGGCAAGGCCAUUCGAUUUGCUCAACAUAUUCGCUCGACGUACGCCAAGUAUGACUUGAAAGCUUUCGUUGUUGGUUUUGGAUGCGCGAAUUUGCCGGUACUACAACUACUGGCAGCCGAGAUAGGUGGCGAGUAUCGCCAGGUAUUGAAUGCUGAGGCAUUAAGAACUGAGUUUUUACGGAUCGCUGCAGUCUUGUGCAAGAAUGAGGCGAGCCUCGUGCUGUUGGAGUCGCAAACUGAUGCUGCGUGA
Peronospora belbahrii is the source of this 7647-nucleotide messenger RNA. The record is from the annotation of a GenBank genome assembly. Lineage: Eukaryota; Oomycota; Peronosporomycetes; Peronosporales; Peronosporaceae.